Messenger RNA from Castor canadensis (American beaver), 1400 nucleotides. The record is from RefSeq and is a predicted model, not a curated record. NCBI's taxonomy places the organism in Eukaryota, Metazoa, Chordata, Mammalia, Rodentia, Castoridae.
UCCAAUCCCAUUGUUGUCACACGGGCUUUUAUCUUUCCUUCUUUUAGAUGUUCUUGAUAGUCGCUCCACUUUCUGUCCUCUACAACUGGAAAGAUGAAUUGGAUACGUGGGGGUACUUCAGAGUCACUGUGCUACAUGGCAGCAAGAAAGACAGUGCGCUGACCCGCGUGAAGCAGAGCAAGUGUGAGAUUGCUCUAACGACAUAUGAGACGCUGCGCCUGUGUCUGGAUGAGCUGAACAGUUUGGAGUGGGCAGCUGUCAUUGUGGACGAAGCCCAUAGAAUCAAGAAUCCAAAGGCCAGAGUGACAGAAGUUAUGAAAGCUCUACGGUGCACCGUCCGCAUCGGCCUCACUGGAACCAUCCUGCAGAACAACAUGAAGGAGCUGUGGUGUGUUAUGGACUGGGCUGUGCCAGGGCUUUUUGGAAGCAGGGUCCACUUCCAGAAGCAGUUUUCUGACCCGGUAGAACAUGGCCAGAGACACACAGCAACAAAAAGAGAAUUGGCGACAGGCCGGAAGGCCAUGUGCAGGCUUGCCGAGAAGAUGUCGGGCUGGUUUCUCAGGAGGACCAAAGCUCUCAUCCAGGAUCAGUUGCCCAGGAAGGAGGACCGGAUGGUUUAUUGUGCUUUGACAGACUUCCAGAAAGCUGUCUAUCAAACGGUGCUGGAGACAGAAGAUGUGACUUUGAUCCUCCAGUCUUCUCAGCCUUGUACCUGCAGCAGCGGCCGGAAGAGGCGAAACUGCUGUUACAAGACCAAUUCACAUGGUGAAACAGUGAAAACCUUGUAUCUCAGUUACCUUACAGUCCUUCAGAAGGUGGCUAACCACGUCGCCCUGCUGCAGGCUGCCAGCACCUCCAGACAUCAGGAAACUCUUACCAAACGGAUAUGUGAGCAGGUAUUUUCCAGAUUCCCAGGUUUUGUGCAGAAGAGCAGAGAUGCAGCCUUUGAAACGCUGUCUGACCCUAAAUACAGUGGGAAGAUGAAGGUUCUUCAGCAGCUUUUAAAUCACUUCAGGAAAAGCAGAGACAAGGUUCUUCUCUUCUCCUUUUCCACCAAGUUGCUGGACGUGCUGCAGCAGUACUGCAUGGCGUCGGGGCUGGACUUCCGGAGACUGGAUGGAAGCACGAAAUCAGAGGAGAGGCUCAGGAUCGUGAAGGAGUUCAACAGCACGCAUGACGUGAACAUCUGCCUCGUGUCCACCAUGGCUGGUGGAUUAGGCCUCAAUUUUGUUGGUGCCAAUGUUGUUAUAUUAUUCGAUCCAACUUGGAAUCCAGCCAACGAUCUUCAAGCCAUUGACAGAGCAUAUAGGAUCGGGCAGUGCAGAGAUGUCAAGGUGUUCAGGCUGAUUUCCUUGGGAACUGUGGAGGAGAUCAUGUAUUUGAGACAACUGUACAAGCAG